Octodon degus (degu) is the source of this 1925-nucleotide messenger RNA. Its product is annotated as 1,25-dihydroxyvitamin D(3) 24-hydroxylase, mitochondrial. Bases 353 to 1735 code for a protein of 460 amino acids. Gene Ontology annotation, molecular function: oxidoreductase activity, acting on paired donors, with incorporation or reduction of molecular oxygen; heme binding; monooxygenase activity. The record is from RefSeq and is a predicted model, not a curated record. The transcript has 12 exons. Lineage: Eukaryota; Metazoa; Chordata; Mammalia; Rodentia; Octodontidae. Gene Ontology annotation, biological process: cholesterol metabolic process; cellular response to peptide hormone stimulus; cortisol metabolic process. Gene Ontology annotation, cellular component: mitochondrial inner membrane.
CCCCGGCGUCCCCGCAUCCCUGCUGCGCUCGUGGCCACCUGCACCCCGCGCUCCAGCCCGAGGAGCGGGACGUGCAGCCGGACCGGGGGACUCGCGGGCCGCGCUCCUUGGUCCAACAGCCGACGACCCAGCCUGCAGCCCUCGGACGGGCGGUCAGCUGCUCCUGAGGAGCCUGCACCCUGCGCCGUUGCGCAGCGUGCUCGCCAAAGCCGCUCUGCCUCCCGCCCGCGCUCCGUCCGCGCCAUCGCCCCCGCCGGGCAUCGCCCCUGCCGGGCAUCCGCAAGCCCCAUAUCCAUCAGUGCCGCCUCGCCCUGCCCAGACCCCACACCUUUCCUCCGCGUCUCCCGCUGCCAUGAGCUCCCCUAUGGGCAGAAGCCGCUUGCUGGCCGCCGUCCCGCAGCGGCUGCAGAGCCUCGAGCAGACCCUGAGGCCCGCGACAGCCGACCCGCGGGCGCCACCUCCGCUCCGGGAGCUGUCCCCCUGCCCGCUCCUGGCCCCUGGCGAGAAGCAGGACGCGGCGGGCCUGCCGGGCCCCACCAACUGGCCGCUGCUGGGCAGCCUGCUGCAGAUUCUCUGGAAGGGAGGCCUGAAGAAACAACACGACACUCUGGUGGAGUACCACAAGAAGUAUGGCAAGAUAUUCCGCAUGAAGCUGGGCUCCUUCGACUCCCCCAGGGAAGGAGAAGACUGGCAAAGGGUCCGGAGUGUUUUUCAAAAGAAAUUAAUGAAGCCAGUAGAAAUCAUGAAGCUGGACAGCAAAAUCAACGAGGUCUUGGCUGACUUCAUGGGUAGAAUAGAUGAGCUCUGCGAUGAAAGAGGCCACAUUGGAGACUUGUACAGCGAACUGAACAAAUGGUCAUUUGAAAGUAUCUGCCUCAUACUGUACGAGAAGAGAUUCGGGCUCCUUCAGAAGAAUGCAAGAGAGGAAGCACUCAACUUCAUUGCGGCCAUCAAAACAGUAAGUGCUCCUGUAGCUCAGCUUUCCUGCGGCCGCUUUAUGGAUCUGAGCAAGUGUGCAUCGUGGUGCACACUCAAGUCUUGCAUCAACAGCCGGUUAGAGAAAUACUCUGAGCAGCAGCCUGCCGCAGAUUUCCUUGGUGAUAUUUAUGCCCGCAGUCAGCUUUCCAAGAAAGAAUUGUAUGCCGCCAUCACGGAGAUCCAGCUAGCUGGGAUAGAAACGACAGCCAACAGUUUAAUGUGGAUUCUCUACAAUUUAUCCCGGAAUCCUCAAGUGCAGCAAAAACUUCUUAAUGAAAUUCAAAGUGUCUUGCCUGAGAACCAGAUGCCACGAGCAGAGGAUUUGCAGAAAAUGCCCUAUUUGAAAGCUUGCCUAAAGGAAUCCAUGAGACUCACCCCAAGUGUGCCGUUUACCACCCGGACUCUGGAUAAGGCGAUGGUUCUCGGUGAAUAUGCUUUACCCAAGGGGACCGUGUUAAUGCUAAAUACCUACGUAUUGGGGUGCGAUGAAGACAACUUUGAAGAUCCUGAUCAGUUUAGACCUGAACGUUGGCUUCAGAAGAAGAAGAAAAUAAAUCCCUUUGCGCACCUUCCCUUCGGCGUCGGGAGGCGAAUGUGUAUCGGUCGCCGACUGGCUGAGCUCCAGCUCCACUUGGCUGUCUGCUGGGUUGUCCGCAGGUACCGCAUUGUAGCCACCGACAACGAGCCCGUCGAGAGGCUGCACCUGGGCAUCCUAGUGCCCAGCCGGGAGCUGCCCGUAGCUUUUUGCCGGAGAUGAGACCCUCAGGUUUUUUUUUUUUUUCCUCACCCAAAUCAAGAACAGCAACCUUUAGCUUCCUACAAGCAUGGUGCCUGUGGCUGCUACAUUGCUGAAAAGCAAACUGCUACACCUGGAGCGCGACAGUGGACAGCGCGUGAGGAGCACCGAGGGGGAAGGCUGCAGCUGGUCCUGCGCCCGCCUUCCGCUC